Messenger RNA from Neodiprion virginianus, 5808 nucleotides. RefSeq names its product polyadenylate-binding protein 1 (gene pAbp). Bases 749 to 2653 code for a protein of 634 amino acids. Gene Ontology annotation, cellular component: ribonucleoprotein complex; nucleus; cytosol. The transcript is spliced from 5 exons. The record is from RefSeq and is a predicted model, not a curated record. NCBI's taxonomy places the organism in Eukaryota, Metazoa, Arthropoda, Insecta, Hymenoptera, Diprionidae. Gene Ontology annotation, molecular function: poly(U) RNA binding; poly(A) binding; mRNA 3'-UTR binding.
UCUUCGUCAUUAAGAGUAGAGUUGUUUUCACGUGUGGUUGUGUCUCCUUUUUCCUAAAAAAAAUAGGUCACACAACCCACCUCCAUUCGUGAAUUAACUCUUCUAUAUUAAAAAAACAUAAAAUACAAAAAAAACAAAAAAUCCACUACUAAAAAAACCCUCAUCCUCAUCCCCCACCCCAAAAAAAUCUAUAAAAAAUCUUUAAAAAUAAAAAACAAAAAAAUCGUAAAACCGUAGUGUGAAAAUCGCGAAACUUGUGAAGAUAUUAAAAAAAGAUAUAAACACCUUGAUAUAUCAAGUUGUGUGAAGAAGGGAAAAAUAGAGAUUUGAAAAUAAUAAAAAAAAGAAGAAGCCAAUAAAGGUGUUAACAAGAAGAAGAAGGAAACGGAAAUAAAACAACGUGUGUGUGACAAUUAUUUGCGUUUUAUUAUAAGAAAAAGAAAAUCUAAAAAUAUCUAAAAAUAUAUAAAAUUUGCAAAAGGAAGGAAAUUAAAUUUAUUAAAAUCAAGAAGAUUAACCAAGGCCAAGAAAAGUCGCUAAUAAAAUAGACACCUAAUAAAUAUCCUUGUUGGUUUUGAUACAGCAUAUAGAAGAAGGUGAAAAAAUCAUUGAUACCAGCUGCUGAUAGAAGGAAGAAAAGAAACGUCUGGAGAGAAUUUGCAUGGGGAAAAAUCACACGGGCAAAUAACAAGCCAUAUUGAAGGCGAGAAGUAUCGUACGAUCGUGAUAAGUAGGAAAGUGAACAGAAAUGAAUCCAGGAGCGCCUAAUUAUCCGAUGGCAUCGCUGUACGUCGGUGAUCUGCACUCGGAUAUAACCGAAGCAAUGCUGUUUGAAAAAUUUUCAUCGGCAGGCCCAGUGCUGUCGAUACGCGUGUGCAGAGAUAUGAUCACUCGCCGCUCCCUUGGCUACGCAUACGUUAACUUCCAGCAGCCAGCCGACGGUCAGUAUUUCGCGGAACGAGCUUUAGACACAAUGAACUUCGAUAUGAUAAAGGGAAGGCCGAUCCGUAUAAUGUGGUCACAGCGCGAUCCGUCGUUGAGAAAAUCUGGAGUGGGCAACGUGUUCAUUAAAAACUUGGAUAAGAACAUUGACAACAAAGCGAUGUACGACACAUUUUCUGCCUUCGGUAAUAUUUUGAGUUGUAAGGUCGCGCAGGACGAAACAGGUGCAUCCAAAGGAUAUGGAUUCGUCCAUUUUGAAACCGAAGAAGCAGCGAACAAAUCGAUCGAUAAAGUUAAUGGCAUGUUGCUCAACGGAAAAAAAGUUUACGUCGGCAAAUUCAUCCCAAGAAAAGAGCGUGAAAAGGAAUUGGGAGAAAAAGCAAAAUUGUUCACGAACGUCUAUGUCAAAAAUUUUGGAGAGGAUAUGAACGACGAGAAGCUUCGUGAGAUGUUCGAAAAGUAUGGACCGAUAAACAGCCACAAGGUGAUGAGUAAAGAUGACGGGAAGUCGCGAGGCUUCGGCUUCGUUGCUUUUGAGGACCCUGAAGCAGCUGAGACGGCCGUCACCGAGCUAAAUGGCAAGGAGAUACUUGAGGGCAAAUGUCUGUACGUUGGCAGAGCGCAGAAAAAGGCGGAGCGCCAGCAGGAGCUGAAGCGCAAGUUUGAACAGCUUAAAAUUGAACGACUCAAUCGCUACCAGGGGGUCAAUUUAUAUGUGAAAAACCUCGAUGACACCAUCGACGACGAACGCCUCCGCAAAGAAUUCACCCCCUUCGGAACUAUCACUUCUGCCAAAGUUAUGAUGGAGGAGGGACGCAGCAAGGGAUUCGGAUUUGUCUGUUUCUCUUCUCCAGAGGAAGCGACCAAAGCUGUCACUGAAAUGAAUGGUCGCAUCGUCGGUACAAAGCCACUCUAUGUGGCAUUGGCGCAGCGUAAGGAAGACCGUAAGGCACAUUUGGCUUCGCAGUACAUGCAGCGCAUGGCAAAUAUGCGGAUGCAACAGAUGGGCCAGAUCUUCCAGCCCGGCGCAGCCGGCAGCUACUUUGUUCCCACGAUCCCUCAGCCCCAGAGAUUCUACGGCCCUGCUCAGAUGGCCCAAAUACGUGCCACUCCUCGAUGGCCUGCUCAGCCGAAUCAAGUUCGACCCAAUGCCCAAACCGGAAACUCUGGAUUUGCUACUAUGCAGGGUCCAUUCCGUGCAGCACCUAGGGCACCGACUGCUCCCACUGGCGGUAUGCGCAAUGCUCUUUCCGCUAGACCAAUUACCGGGCAACAAGCUGUCGGCGGAGCCAAUAUGCAGGGUCGCACUAUGGCUGGACCAGCAGUGGGAGUUUCACCUCAGGGUCGCCCUUCGAACUACAAGUACACGGCUAACAUGCGAAACCCUCCACAAGCGAUGGCAAUACCAGCACCAGCUCCGGUUCAGCAAGCGGUCCACAUCCAGGGUCAAGAGCCUCUGACUGCGACGAUGUUGGCAGCAGCUCCACCUCAAGAACAGAAACAGAUGCUGGGAGAACGGCUUUUCCCGUUGAUCCAAAGAAUGUAUGCCGAUCUUGCCGGCAAGAUAACCGGAAUGCUUUUGGAAAUUGACAAUUCAGAGCUGCUUCACAUGCUCGAGCACAACGAGUCGCUCAAGGCGAAAGUCGAGGAGGCGGUCGCGGUGCUUCAGGCUCACCAGGCGAAACAGGCAGUUGCCACCAAGAAGGAGUAGAGCUGAUUUUCUUGGUCGCAAAAACUUUGACGGAGGAGAAAUGCGAGAUUUCUUGUAUUUUUUAUUUUUCGUCGCUAUCUUAUCUUUGACGUCGUCGGUUUUUGUCGUUAAUAUUAAAAUACGAUAACGGGGUGGUUAAAUCUCUGUUUUAUAUUACGGAUACGUGACGACGACGCCUUCGAAAGGGCGCAAAAAUAAUAAAUGAAAAUAGAAAUCGAACAUCAUUUAAAGAAAAAAAAUACCCCGUCAUUUUUUUCUACUGUUCGUAGAAAAAAUAAUAAUAAUCUCUUGCUAUUAUAUUCAAUAUUUUUGCCUUGGUCAUUUUGGCUUGUUAAUUCCUUAUAUAUGUACUUUUUUCUGUUUUUUUUUCCUUCAUAUUUUUGUAACAUUACCGAUAUUUCUAUAAUUCCUAUGAUUCACAAUUCAAUACGAUUCACAAUUAUUACAAUUAUUAUUAUUAAUAUGAUUAUUAUUGCUAUUACUAUUAUUACUAUUCUUUUUUUUCCUUAGAACAACAAAAACAAUAAUGAUAACGCGACGUCGACGAGUAUCGUUUUUAUUAACUACUGUUGUCAACAGUUUAUUAUCCCCGAGGUAGAUUUUCAACUGCACUGAAACUAUUCGUUCUAUUUGUACAUGAUUUGUUCUUUUUGUUCCACGCUUGUUUUUUGUUUGGUCAUUUUUUCUCUUUGGUCGAUCUGAGUAUAUUAGAAAAUUAUAUCGUCUGAACAACGAAAUAGACGAUAUUUCUGCAACUCAUUGUUUUUAAUUUCCCUCAUUUUGAAAAUGAAAAAUAUGCCUUAUCUUUUCCUAUAAAAUUUUCAGAGUUUUCUCGUCCGAUUGUUGUCUCCAUUGGCAACUGUUUCAACUUGUUUCAGUCUAGUUUGUUUUUCGGAUUUUUUUUCUCUUCUCUGUCUUUCUUUUCUGAUACAUGCAAUAUACCUAAUAUGAUUUUAACUUGAUAGAUAUGCAAAGAAAAGAUGCGAAAAAUCGUAAAAGAAUCUGUGUAAAAUAAUUAUACGUGAAUACGUAUUAUCAAGUACAGAGAGAGACAGAGGAAAGAAAAGUGAAGAAAAGAUGGAAACGCGGUACGAAAAACUCAUCGAAAAACGAGAAAAACUGGUUUAAAAACAAAAAAAAAAAAACGAAAAUACGGUGAGAGACGAUUAUUAUUAACGAAAACUGUUAUUGAAAAUUUCGUUAAUAAUAGUCUCUCUUAGUAUUUCUUUUUCUUGCUUUUAAACUAUUUUAUCUUUUUUUUUUUUUUUGUUCAUUCCAUGUUCAACACGACAGCAAAAAUUGAAGAUAAUGUGAAAACGAGAAAAAGAGAAAAAAAAGAAAAACCUUUUUUUCUUACAAAGAGGAAACAAAAACAUACGCAACUUAUAGAAGAAACGGAAAGCGAGUAAAUGGAAAAAAAUAAAACUGAUAAAAACAAAAAAAAAUUGAAUAAUAAUGAAAAUUUCACCACUUGUGUGCAUGUGUGUGUGUGUGUAUACGCGUGUGUGCAAACGAAAGUUCCGUGCUCAAAACGAAGAGAAUCGUUCGAGAUCGCUUGUUUUAUUGUCUUGUUAGGGUUGCUUUUUCGCUUUCCUUGAACAUUUUUUUAUAAAACAAAAAAAAAAUAAAAAUGAAUGUACGCAUCAGAAAAGUAAUUCUCUUCGCAGUAUGUCAGUUAAAGAUCAAUGAGUGUGAAAGUGAGAAAGAGAGAAAUUAAUAUAGAGUCGAGAGUGCGACAAUGAGAAAGCGUAAAUGCGAGUGAAUAAGUAUGAAGAAAUGAGAUAGAGAAACAAAAAAAUGUAAAACGAAAAAGGAAAAAAAAGAUCAAGAAACAAACUUGUAACUAUUAUUAUUAUUAUCCUAAUAACACCACGUUAUUGUAACACUAUUAUUAUUAUUCUUAUUGAAGAUUAUGAUGAAUUGAAACAACAUCUCACGUUCAGCAUAACGUGUAACAUUAUAUUAUCGAGAAUAUUAACUAAAUGGAGGUUUCAAAUGUACAGGGUUUUUUUUAAUGUGUAAUAAUAAUAAUGCUUAAUUCGAUCAUUUAUUAUAAUUUUUUUUUUUGUUUUCCCCCAAACGCUUUGCCCAAUUCAUUUCUAAGAAUUUGUUGUACGAGGAUUGUUGCACAAUCAGUACGCAAGUAAAUAUGUAUGCUUAUGCGACAGCGAAGCAGUUUUACAUCAUUUUAAUUUCGUUGCUUGAUAAUUCGUGACAAGGAAGGAAAACACGCAAGUAAGAACAACAACAAUUAUUAUUAUUAUUAUCAUCAAUUGAAAAGUAAAAACCCUGUAUAUGCGUGAAUAAUAUUCUUGCGAUUCUAUCUAUGUUACGCUGUAGUAUUAUUAUUCUCUUAAUUACAGAAUAGCCAUUAUUUUUAUAAUUGAGUUAUCAACUUGUGGUUUUUUUUUUUUUUGUUUUGUUCUAUUUUCUUUGCUUUUUUAAAUCCCGUGCGCCAGCGAGAAGGAACGUUCGUUCCUUCUUGGUUCCAUCAUUUCUGUUUUUUUUUUUUUUUUUUUUUUAAAUUCGGUUCCGGUUGUGUUCUUUGGUUGUGGUCCAUAAAGAAACCAAAACCGAAGUACGAGUAUCCAAGAAAAAGAGGAAGAAGGUAACAAAAAAUUCGUAAAAGAUAAAUAAUGAGAAAAUGAGGUAUUUUUGUAGAUAAAAACGAGAAGAAAGAGGAAAAACAAAAACUCCGAGCAUAUUAUAGGAACAAAUAAAAUCGUUGCUUGGCAUCUUGGGUUCCGGUAUAAUUGUACAACCGCUGGUCGCACGGGUUACUUGAAAAUGAUGAUGAUGAUAUGAUGAUGAUGAUAAUGGUUGAAAUUUUUUUUUCUCCUUCUGCAGAAAUACUCUUCAUUUACGAAGAAAAGAAACCUUCAACCAUAAAAGUAAAAUGUCGUUCAUAAUUGUCAACGUUCGUCGAAAACGCGUUUGCUAUGUGUAUUCGAUUAUAGUUUCACUACCUUUUUGAAAUUUGUUACGAAAAUAAGAACUAAAAUAAAAAAAAGAAACUAAUUAAAUAUACGCGCUUGGCAAACGUGAUGAACGAUGUUUAAUAAGUAUAAAGAUGAAUUUGAUAAACAGGAGUAAAAAAAAAUUGAAAAAAAAAUUGAAAAAGAAGUUAACUAUAACAUUAUUAUAAUAAUAUAAAC